UUUAUUAAAAAACACUAACCACACAAAUAAUUUUCAUUCUAUAUUUUAAUUAUAGUACUUACUCUUUAUUUACAAAAUGGCUGGCCUAUUUCUACUAGUCAUUUUUUUACUUUCUCCGGCGCCGGCGACAUUGGCCGGACAUGACUACGGCGAAGCUCUAAGCAAGAGCAUUCUCUUCUUUGAAGCUCAGAGAUCCGGCUACUUGCCCGACAACCAGAGAGUUCAAUGGCGGGGCGAUUCCGGCCUCAGCGACGGCAAAAUCAGCGGGGUGGAUCUUGUCGGAGGGUACUAUGACGCCGGAGACAAUGUGAAAUUUGGACUGCCGAUGGCUUUUACGGUUACUAUGAUGAGCUGGAGCAUUAUCGAAUACGGCGGCCAGAUUGAUAGCGGCGGCGAACUUCAGCAUGCCGUCGACGCCGUUAAGUGGGGGACUGAUUAUUUCAUCAAAGCUCAUCCCCAACCUUAUGUGCUCUAUGGGGAGGUUGGAGAUGGAAACACAGAUCACUACUGUUGGCAAAGACCAGAGGACAUGAGCACCUCAAGAGCUGCCUACAAGAUUGACGCCGAUCACCCGGGAUCCGACCUUGCCGCCGAGACUGCUGCUGCCAUGGCUGCCGCUUCCAUUGUCUUCCGCUCCUACAACUCCUCCUACUCCGCGGAGCUUCUCCAACAUGCUCAUCAGCUAUUUGAAUUUGCGGACAAGUACAGAGGCAAAUAUGAUAGUAGCAUCACGGUAGCGCAGAAAUACUACCGUUCUGUCAGUGGAUACGCCGAUGAAUUGUUGUGGGGCGCUGCAUGGUUGUACAAGGCAACAAACAAUGAGUACUACUUGGAUUACCUAGGGUACAACGGCGAUGCACUUGGCGGAACUGGAUGGUCCAUCACUGAAUUUGGUUGGGAUGUUAAAUAUGCCGGAGUUCAAACCCUCGUUGCCCAGCUCCUAAUGGCCGGGAAAGGUGGUAAGCACACACAAAUAUUCAAGCGAUACAAAGACAAGGCUGAGUUUUUCAUGUGCUCGUGCAAUGCACGACGAACUCCUGGCGGCCUCAUUUUCCGGCAACCAUGGAACAAUAUGCAGUUUGUUACCACUGCUUCCUUUCUCAUGUCUGUCUACUCCGAUUAUCUAACCUCUGCUUCCACCUCCCUCGCUUGCCCUAACCGCCCCGUCUCUCCCUCCCAACUUCUUGCCUUGGCUAAAUCUCAGGUGGACUACAUUCUUGGAGACAACCCUCGAGCAACGAGCUACAUGGUGGGGUACGGGAAGAACUACCCUCAACAAGUGCACCAUAGAGCUUCUUCCAUUGUAUCACACAAAGUGGAUCCUUCAUUUGUCAGCUGCAGGGGAGGCUAUGCUUCUUGGUUUAACAGAAAGGCCAGUGAUCCUAACAUUCUCACAGGCGCUGUUGUAGGCGGCCCCGAUGCUUAUGACAACUUCGUCGACCACAGAGACAAUUAUGAACAAACCGAACCGGCCACCUACAACACUGCCCCUCUUGUUGGCGUGUUGGCCCGCUUACACGCUGGUCACAACGGCUACAAUCAGCUGCUUUCAGUCGAGCUGCCAGAGACGAAGAAUCCGAAACCAGUCACAAAUCGACGCCAAGGGUUGAUUAUUGUUGAGCAGAAUGUGACGAAUUCCUGGAUUGCAGAAGGCAAGACUUUCUAUAGAUACUCGGCUAUAGUGAGCAACAAAUCUUCUAAGAAAUUAAAGAAUUUGAAGCUUCGUAUAUUGAAUAUACACGGGCCUCUUUGGGGUCUCACGAAAUCCGGUGAUGAUUACUUUUUCCCAAAAUGGAUGGAGUUUUUGGGCGCAGGGAAGACUAUGGAGUUCGUGUAUAUUCAGCCGGCCUCACCAGCGCAAGUUUUGGUGUCAAGUUACACUCUAGUAUAG
Messenger RNA from Salvia splendens (bonfire salvia), 1891 nucleotides. RefSeq names its product endoglucanase 19. The record is from RefSeq and is a predicted model, not a curated record. The coding region runs from base 77 to 1891 and encodes 604 amino acids. Gene Ontology annotation, biological process: carbohydrate metabolic process. Gene Ontology annotation, molecular function: hydrolase activity, hydrolyzing O-glycosyl compounds; carbohydrate binding. The transcript is spliced from 8 exons. NCBI's taxonomy places the organism in Eukaryota, Viridiplantae, Streptophyta, Magnoliopsida, Lamiales, Lamiaceae.